AUGGCGAUAGAGGAGACUAAAGGAAUUAAAUCAUACUAUUGCUCAAAGAUUGAGGACUUGGAGAUAAAGGUCAAUGAGAAGUCACAGGACUUGAGAAGACUGGAGGCUCAGAGAAAUGAGUUGAACAACAAGGUCAGAAUGCUAAAGGAGGAGUUGCAACUGCUGACCAACCAGGGCUCGCAUGUGGCCGAGGUUGUAAAGUUGAUGGGCAAGAACAAGGUGCUCGUAAAGGUCAACCCCGAGGGCAAGUUCGUCGUCGACAUUGACCCAUCGAUCGACAUUGCCAAGUUGACCCCGUCGACACGUGCCGCCCUCAAGCAUGAGUCCUACACGCUGCACAGGAUCCUGCCCAACAAGAUCGAUCCACUGGUGUCGCUGAUGAAGGUCGAGAAGAUCCCAGACUCGACGUACGAUAUGAUUGGAGGUCUUGACAAGCAGAUCAAGGAGAUCAAGGAGGUGAUCGAGUUGCCCAUCAAGCAUCCAGAGCUCUUUGAGUCACUUGGUAUUGCUCAGCCCAAGGGUGUCCUGCUCUACGGUCCACCAGGCACUGGCAAGACAUUGUUGGCUCGUGCCGUCGCUCAUCACACCGACUGUACAUUCAUCAGAGUGUCUGGUUCCGAGUUGGUACAGAAAUACAUUGGUGAAGGUUCUCGCAUGGUUAGAGAGCUCUUUAUCAUGGCAAGAGAACAUGCACCAUCAAUUAUAUUCAUGGAUGAGAUCGAUUCGAUUGGAUCGUCUAGAAUUGACAGUGGAUCGGGAAGCAGCGACAGUGAGGUACAACGUACAAUGUUAGAGCUAUUGAACCAACUUGAUGGUUUCGAGAGCACCAAGAAUAUUAAGGUGUUGAUGUGCACCAAUCGUAUUGAUAUCCUUGAUCCAGCCUUGCUCCGACCAGGUAGAAUCGAUAGAAAGAUAGAGUUCCCCAAUCCAACAGAUGCCGGUCGUCUGGACAUCUUGAAGAUUCACUCGAGGAAGAUGAACUUGUCGAGAGGUAUCAACUUGAAGAAGAUUGCAGAGAAGUUGAAUGGUGCAUCUGGUGCUGAGCUCAAGGCCGUCUGUACAGAGGCAGGCAUGUAUGCCUUGAGAGAGCGUAGAAUCCAUGUCAGUCAAGAGGAUUUCGAAAUGGCAGUCUCCAAGGUCAUGAAGAAGGACUCAGAGGCCAACACAAGUUUGAGCAAGUUGUGGAAG
Molecule: messenger RNA, 1188 nt
Organism: Acytostelium subglobosum LB1
Lineage: Eukaryota; Evosea; Eumycetozoa; Acytosteliales; Acytosteliaceae
Exons: 3
Biological process (GO): proteasome-mediated ubiquitin-dependent protein catabolic process
Cellular component (GO): proteasome regulatory particle, base subcomplex
Molecular function (GO): proteasome-activating activity; ATP binding; ATP hydrolysis activity
Source: RefSeq, a predicted model, not a curated record